This is a messenger RNA of Helianthus annuus (common sunflower), 675 nucleotides long. RefSeq names its product protein FAR1-RELATED SEQUENCE 2-like. The coding region runs from base 1 to 675 and encodes 224 amino acids. The record is from RefSeq and is a predicted model, not a curated record. The transcript is spliced from 4 exons. Gene Ontology annotation, biological process: regulation of DNA-templated transcription. NCBI's taxonomy places the organism in Eukaryota, Viridiplantae, Streptophyta, Magnoliopsida, Asterales, Asteraceae.
AUGGCGUUUAACGUGGAUUCUGUUCGACAAAAAUAUGAGAAUGGUUUUUGGAAGGUGUAUAAGUUUGUCGAGGAGCACAAUCAUGAACUUGUUGAACGUCCUGAUAAGCAUUUUCUUCCAACUGAACGACACCUCACUCAGCUCCAGAAGCAUGUUAUACACAGCAUGUCUAAGCUGAAUUUGGGUCCUGUCAAGGCGUUUAAUGUUAGGAAGACUUGUUUUGGCGGUUUUGAAGACGUGGGCGCAAGAAAAGUUGAAUUUAAGAACUAUAAGAGAUACUCUAUGGUGUUUGUACCGUUCACUGGUAUAGACAAUCAUCACUGCAAUGUUACAUUUGGUGCAGCAUUGUUGGCGUCGGAAACUGAUGAUACGUAUAUCUGGUUGUUAAGAGUUUUUCUUAAAGCUGUUGGUUCUCAACCAAAAGUUGUUGUCACUGACCAAGAUCCAGCGAUGAAGAAGGCUAUUUCUGCUGUAUUUGUUGACAUGAGGCAUCGGUUAUGCAUGUGGCAUGUGAUGCAUAAACUUUCUCUGAAGGUUGAUGUUAGGCUAUGCAAUUCCACCAAUUUUAAAGAACGUAUCUGUGGUGUUGUGUGGACGGAUAUUCUCACACCUGAAGAGUUUGAAUCAGAAUGGGAAAUGGUUAUUGCAGAAUUCAAUUUAGAAGAUAAUGACUAG